Messenger RNA from Ficedula albicollis (Collared flycatcher), 1172 nucleotides. RefSeq names its product ephrin-A3-like. Gene Ontology annotation, biological process: axon guidance; ephrin receptor signaling pathway. The transcript has 4 exons. The record is from RefSeq and is a predicted model, not a curated record. NCBI's taxonomy places the organism in Eukaryota, Metazoa, Chordata, Aves, Passeriformes, Muscicapidae. Gene Ontology annotation, cellular component: plasma membrane. Gene Ontology annotation, molecular function: ephrin receptor binding. The annotation marks the transcript as partial.
CUCCCUUCUUUCCCUUGCAGCCUGCGGCGGGAGGGCUACACGGUGCAGGUGAAUGUCAACGAUUACCUGGACAUCUACUGCCCGCACUACAACGCCUCGGUGCCCGAGCACCGGCUGGAGCAGUACGUGCUGUACAUGGUGAACGCGGAGGGGUACCGCACCUGCAACACCAGCCAGGGCUUCAAGCGCUGGGAGUGCAACCGGCCCCACGCGCCCCACAGCCCCAUCAAGUUCUCGGAGAAGUUCCAGCGCUACAGCGCCUUCUCACUGGGCUACGAGUUCCGCGCGGGGCAGGAGUACUACUACAUAUCCACGCCGACACACAACCACCGCCGGGCCUGCCUGAAGAUGAAGGUGUUUGUCUGCUGCGCCUCCACUCCAGCACCGCCUGCCCCGGCCUCGACGCAGAAGGGGAGGAUCCAGGCAGACGAUGCGGCCGCACACGUGCUGAGGAGCGUGGGGCAGAACUCGGCCAUGCGCAGCAGCAGCCGCCCCUUCACCUUCCUCAGCCUCCUCCUGCCCCUCCUGCUGUGGCAGGGGCUCUGAGCUGCCCCACGUGCCUGGACCCACCGAGGCUGCAGCCACUGGGGACCCCCGUGGUCCCCCCUCAUCUGCCCCGGGUGCCCUGCCCUGCGCACAUCUGGGCGACGAAAGGAUUUGUCAGUAUUAUGGGGCUGGAGGGCGCAAAGCCAUUGGAGCAGCUGGAGCUUUCAGGCUUCCCUGGCCUUUCCAGGAUGGUCCUGGCAGCCAGAGGCCAAGUUGGAGCCUGGAACUGGAGGGGCUGAAGUGGCCCAGACUGGAGAGGGGCAGGGGGCUGGCACCCCUGCCCCGCAGCUGAGCUUGCCCCCCACCCUCGGGGCUCGGACUGGAACUGGAAUGUGUCCUGCAGGCGGGGACGUGGGGGUGGCCAGGUGACACCGGUGCAGGGGGCCACUUAACCCCGGUGUCAGUGGUCAGGGAGCACAGACAGGCUGGAGAUGCCCUGCCAGGGGAGCGGGGUUAUAAGAAACAUCCCACUCCUCACCGUGCUGCACCCCUACCCCAUCCUUCAUCCCCUGGCCCUUCCCCAUCCCUCCCCUCUGCUGGGUGCCAGAGGGGUCCCCCAGCACCCCCUUUGUACAGCUUUCUAACACGGGACUUUUUAUACCAUUGUUGGGAAUAAAUAACCAAAA